GGCGGCAGCGGCGCAGGGGCUAUUUGCCCGCAGUUGCCCAGCUGUGGCGGCCGCGCGGGGAUGGUGUAGCCGGGCCUCCGGGCAGGCGGCGGCGCGCGGGCCGAGGCGAGGCGGCCGGAAGGGCCGACGCCGACUGACCGGCUCGAGUGUAGCGGCAGCACGCUGAGGGGGCGUCGCCGCCGCCGGCCCCCGGCGCCGCCGCGGGAGGCCGCGCCCGCCAUGGCGGCCCGGGCGGUGCUGGACGAAUUUACGGCGCCAGCCGAGAAGGCGGCGCUGCUGGAGCGGAGCCGCGGCCGCAUCGAGGGCCUGUUCGGCGUGAGCCUGGCGGUGCUCGGCGCGCUCGGGGCUGAGGAACCUCUGCCCGCGCGCAUCUGGCUGCAGCUCCACGGGGCGCAGGAGGCGGUGCACAGCGCCAAGGAAUAUAUUAAAGGAAUCUGUGAACCUGAACUAGAAGAAAGAGAAUGUUACCCCAAGGCCAUGCACUGCAUUUUUGUUGGGGCUCAGAGCCUGUUUCUGAAGAGCUUGAUUCAGGACACCUGUGCCGAUCUCUGCAUUCUUGACAUCGGUCUUCUGGGCAUCAGAGGAAGUGCCGAAGCUGUGGUCAUGGCUCGGAGUCACAUUCAGCAGUUUGUAAAGCUCUUCGAGAAUAAUGAGAACCUACCCAACAGCCAAAAAGAAUCAGAGGUAAAAAGGGAAUUUAAACAAUUUGUUGAAGCUCGUGCAGACAGUUACACAAUGGACUUGUUGAUUUUGCCCACUUCCUUGAAAAAAGAACUUUUGGCACUGACCCAGGGCGAGGAGAAUCUAUUUGAAACAGGAGACAAUGAUGUUGUUGAAAUUAGAGAUUCUAAACAAAGAGAGUUUACGCAGAGUGCUGCCGCAGGGCUGAAUAUUUCCAGAGAUGAAAUUGUUUUGCAGGAAGAUGCAAGAAACAAAGCUGGGACUCCCGUUACUGAGCUUACAAAACAAAUGGACACAAUCUUUUCUAGCUCACAAGAUGUACUUUUUGUUCCAAUAAAUGGACUAACCCCAGAUGAAGAGGCGCUUUCCAAAGAUAGAGUUUGUCACAAAAGGAGAUUUUCUGAUUCUGAAGAAAGGCAUACCAAGAAACAGUUUUCUCUGGAAAAUGUUCAAGAGGGAGAGCUUUUACCUGAAGGUAAGACAUUAGCUGGAAAUGUAAUCAUUGACCUAUCUGAUUCUUCUACUGAUGCCGAAAAUUUAAAUCCAGAUGUAAAAGACACUACUGAGGAAAUGGAAUACAAUAUCCUUGUCAACUUUUUUAAAACCAUGGGCUAUUCUCAAGAAAUUGUUGAAAAGGUCAUUAGAGAGUACGGGCCAACUACUGAACCAUUAUUGCUGUUGGAGGAAAUUGAGAAAGAAAAUAAAAGAUUCCAAGAAGAGAGAGAAUUUUCACCUGGUACUAUGUACCCAGAGACUAACAAAACCAAAAAUAAAGGUGUUUGUAGCAGCGUAAAUGAACUUACGACAGAUUCCACUCCAAAGAAAACACAGACUCACGCACAGCAAAACAUGGUAGAAAAAUUUUCUCAGCUACCAUUCAAAGUUGAAUCAAAACCAUGUACCUCAAAUUGCAAAAUUAAUACUUUCAGAACAGUGCCAAUAGAACAGAAACAAGAAAUCUGGAGUUCAAAUCAGAACUACGUUUGUAACAUAGACCUUGAAACCGAUGGCCUUUCACCCUCUGUUGCCCCUUCAAGUCCCAAAGAAGUUGUCAAUUUUGUUUCAAGAGGAGCUUCAAGUCACCAGCCCAGAAUUCCAGUUUUUCCUGAAAACGGUUUGCAGCCGCAAGCAGAGCCCUUGCUUCCGAAUAAUAUGAAGUCUGCCUGUGAAAACCGUUCGGGAUGUGGUGGCUCUCCUCAGUCCAAGCCAAAUUGCCCACCCCUUUCUCCACCGAUGCCGCUGCCCCAUCUGUUACCUUCAGUGACUGAUGCCAGGUUGGCAGGACCUUCUGAGCAUAUUGAUUCCUCAGUUACAGGGGUUCAAAGGUUUCGAGAUACUCUGAAAGUGCCCUACAAGCUGGAAUUAAAAAAUGAACCAGGGAGAACAGAUCUGAAGCACAUUGUUAUAGACGGCAGCAAUGUUGCAAUUACCCAUGGUCUGAAAAAGUUCUUUUCUUGUCGUGGAAUUGCAAUUGCGGUUGAAUAUUUUUGGAAGCUUGGCAACAGAAACAUCACUGUAUUUGUCCCACAGUGGAGAACAAGGCGUGAUCCUAAUGUCACAGAACAGCACUUCUUAACCCAGCUCCAGGAGCUCGGAAUAUUAUCUUUAACUCCUGCACGGAUGGUCUUUGGAGAAAGAAUUGCUUCUCAUGAUGACAGGUUUCUGCUGCACUUAGCAGACAAAACUGGUGGCAUAAUUGUAACAAAUGAUAACUUCAGAGAAUUUGUGACUGAGUCAGCCUCUUGGAGAGAAAUAAUUACAAAAAGGUUGCUCCAGUAUACCUUCGUGGGGGACAUAUUUAUGGUUCCCGAUGAUCCUCUGGGAAGAAGCGGACCUCGAUUAGAAGAAUUUCUUAGGAAGGAAGUCUUCCUUAGGUGAAGACUUAGUUCCCAAAGGUUCUGCUUCUCUGCCUGCACCAGGAGCAUAGCAGCCAUUUUUUUAACACCUGCCAGCUGUCUGUACCUGUCAUUUUUCUUCCAGAAGUCUUAACUUGGAAAUCCUCUGCUCGGCUUUAAGACCUGAGGCCUGUGUGCAAGCAUCAAGGCCAAGGCUCAGACUUAAUGGAAGGAGCGUUCUCUGGCUCCUUCUGCAACCUCAGCAGCCUGGCAGCAGGGUCAUUCCCCGCUCACCUAAUGGCUCCUUACAAAAGUGUUAACUAAUUGAGUAAGAGGUUGGUGAUUGCUGCCCCCCACAGAGGGACUGAGCUUUUGAAGUUGGGAAAAGUGUUUCUCCAGCCUCUUUUCAGCUGCAGUCAGAGUCCAGGGGGAGGCUGUUUAACAGUGUGGAUGCCCUGUGCCCACUCCCUUAUACACACUCAUAUGGGCAUCAGCAUCUCACCCAGGCCUCUCUGCCCAAAGUGGGUUCCUUUUUCUGAGCCCAUCAACCAGCUCCCCACAGAGAAUCAGAUUCCGAAGAAGACAAGGGCCCUGUUUCCAGAUCUUUUGAAAGCUCCCAGGUGACUCUUGUGCGCCUGAUCUAGAGCCAGGCAGCCAGGUCGGCCAGUCUUCCCAGCAGCAGGCCAGGGAGGUGACAGGGAUGGCUCUUGAAGAGCCAUCAUUCCCUGUCAAGAGCAGUCUGGAGUUGGUGUCAGUGGCAUCCCGGCGGGCCCCUCUGUGGGCAGCUGCCAGGCAUGCUGUGGCUGCAGUCCUACAUCUUGCCUUCAGAGGCCAGGGAGCAGGAGCCCCUUGAGCCUCAAGGUGAGCAGCUGGUGUUUUCAGACAGAUUUCUUACUUAUAACCCAGCUCACCAGGACUUGCUUCCAUUCACAGAGAUAUGCAGCCCCUGCUCAACGCCCUGCCAAAUGUGGGCAUAUUUGACCCCAACUUCAGAGUCCCUGGCCCUCCUCAGGCAGGCAGCACCAGCCAUCAGCCUCCGGCCCGGAUCCAGGGCACGCCACCCAGCCACUGGCUUCCUCAGCAACCCCGCUUCCCGCUGUUGUCGAACCUGUCCGGCAUCCAGCAGAACCUGCCCAUGCCAGCACAGCGAUCUGCUGCCGAAACCAACGAGCUGAGGGAAGCCCUUCUGAAGAUCUUCCCUGACUCAGAGCAAAGACUGAAAAUCGACCAGAUCUUAGCAGCUCAUCCGUACAUGAAAGAUCUGAACGCGCUCUCCGCCAUGGUGUUGGACUGAAGCUGUCGGGAGCUGGGGCUCAGGGCUGAGGACGCACUCGCGCUGGUAUCCGCACGGCACAGCCGCAAGUGACGUAAUGUGAAGAAACCAAUUUCCCAGUGGAAAUGCUGUUGUAGUGUAUAGAAAAAAAACAGAUGUUCUGUGUAUAAAAAAAACCUGGGUUUUCAAAACCAGCUUUUUUUCUAUAUAUAAAUUAUGCUGCUAUUACAGAUUUAACAUUUUCUGUAAAAGGAAAGUCUACAUUUUCUGCCUGUUCAGAACUGUUUAAUAGCAGUUACUCUUGAGUGUACUUACAUUUUUAUGUUUUUUAAACUAUUUUCCUUAACGCUGAAAAUAAUUGACAAAUGGAUAUGAUUAGCCUUUCUAAAUAAAAAAAAAAAAAGUUGCUUUCUUAGGGAAAGCAAGACCUCUUAAAGUAUAUUUUCUUGAGAUGACUAUGUCAUGUCCACUAACAUGCAGCGUGCUCAUCCCUCCCAGCUUCCUCUACCCUCAUCCCUGGAAUUAGAGCCCUUGGAGUUAACUUGCCUUCUCUGGGGUCUUGUCGUUGGAGCCAUUUGUGAGUGGACAAGUGGUGCCACUAGAUGGCACCUUGUGCCCAGCCAUUAUUAGUGACCAGGGCAAAGGUGGCCGCAUAGAGUAUCAGGGCUGGAAGAAACUAGAGUCCAUCUAGUCCAGCCCCUCUUCCCUCCUCCCUGCAGCAGAGGGAGCUGGGCUCAGAGUGCCCCCGUCUGGACGCACCCAAGUCCACAGCUGUGGACCGGACUCCUGUCCAGGGCUCGCUGUCCCUGACGGACUCUAGAAGUCACGUCUUCGCUUCUGAGGUAAUAGUGAGGUGUGAGGAAGUCGAGUGAAGAGCCUCAUUGUGAGAGUACUUUUGUGUCCACAACCAUGGGAAAUGCCCCAUAUGAAGUUUGUGCAGCUUUGCCAAAAAAAAAAAAAAAAAAAAAUGGUUUUCUAUUCUCAAAAAUGACCCAAGCCAGUAAAUAGCAUCAGUCGCUUCUGUGGGGGCCCAGAGCCCCGUAUUUAUUUUUCCUGUGUUUGUCUCUAGUGUCCUCCUAAGCUGCCUUUCCCCUGAGUCUUUCUCAGAACAGAUAUCUCAGUAUUGUGUUUUCAGUGUGGCCCAAUGUUUUGUGUCAGUGAAAUUCUUUUUCUGGAAAAUUAAUUCCUAACAUCUUGAGUGUUCUCCUGACCUUCAAAGGGCUUUGUAUUUUAUACCUGUUCCCUCCACAGGCUGCUCACGGUCAGUUUUACAUCUGCCCUGUAGCUCACUUCUCUUCUGGCCCCCGAAACGCUGCCGAGGCCUUGGUGCUGGUUUGUUCUUCGUGGUGAGAGGACUUCGUCGGCCAUGAGCGAUGUGGGUGGCUCCCCACAGUGCUCCCUCCAGGCAUGUGUGAUCCCCACUCCCCUUGAGGGGUGAGUCCAGAGUCCUGCAGGUGGCCAGCCUUGUGCUUCAGCUCUCUUUACUCCUGGCUGCUCUUAAGCCACACCAUGACGUGAAAUUGGUUGUCAGCUGUGGAGCAGGUUGGGCCGAGGCACCCACCCAGCUUCGGAUGUGGAGUGAGAAGACUCGAGUCUGGCCAGGAAGUGACUUCAGUCACAGCACCUGUGCCUCAGCUUCACAACCGGUGGUUUUUAAAAAUGACAGCAGACUGUUGAGGGCUAGGACCGUCUGCAGUGACUCCGACCUUCCAGGUCAAGGUUUGGGCCUGUGGCCUUGCCAAUCCAGCCCUCCAGUUUCAGAGAAGGACCCAGGGGGUGUGUCUCGGUUGCCAGGGCUUCAUCGCAGGUCUUCCUGGAAGGGGUGGAGCCUCCACUGAUACCUAGAGGUCAGGAGUUUUUUGGAAUCUAGAAGUGACUUGGCCUUUGAAUAUGUGACCCUCCGAGGUCUUAGUAUUGUUUCUGAGAGCUCUUUCUGCCCCUUUCCUCAUUCUUGGGUACAGGAAGGAAGAAAUGCAGAUGUUGAGGUGGGAAAAGUUCAGAACAGCAUUACUCACUCACCUUGGACAAUUAUAACAUGAAACAAAAUUCAUAAUUCUUUCUCAAGUCGCUCAAGUUGAGUUAUAUUUAAUAUUUAAAAACUCAAUUCUCAAACCAUUAUUUACAAAGUUAUUCCUAUUCUCAGACUCCUCCUAGUACUAAGCUCAGCGUUGACGCUACGAAAUAGUUUUCGAUGGUCCACCUCCCGUGGUGGAUUUCUAAGCCAGCACUUUGGGGGCCUCAGCAGCAGUGCUGCUUGUAACUCCUCCAGGCUGCCGUGCCUGGUGGCUCUGCGUCCUGUAUUUCACAGUGUUCCUGUGAAGUGGGUGUCAGGGCAGAGGACCCCUUCCCCCCCCCCCCCCCCCCCCCCCCGUCCAGUAGACAAGUCUGGUGCCUGGAGAGCUCGUCCAGAGUUAAAGAGUAAGGAGGCGGUGAUGCUGAGUGAUUCCCAGGCCUCAGGCUGCUGCCUCUGAAGGCAGAAGAAGGACUGGUUUAACCUUUCUGUCAAGUAGCCUGUGUUUGAGCCCCUGUAGGCCACCAGCUAGAAAAACAGGAAGGUGGCCUCUUGGCCAUCCUGGUUGAGGGGUCGGCAUUGUUCCGACAGGCUUCAAGAGGUGAGGCUGUGUCGCCAGGUAUCGUUGUCCUGUUACAGCUUUGGCUCUCAGUGAAAGGAGAGAGUCUUGCUUUUUUUGCUUAGGCUUAUUGUGGCUCUUGUGAUCCCCAUGUAGAAACCCAUGAUGCUCUGAACGGACCCCACCCCCCGCCAGGUCCCAUGCCCCUCCCCCUACCGUGGGAAAUGGCCCCGGGUGCCCCAGAGAUGGGCCUCGGCCUGGCCUGCCUCCCACAGCCUCCCGAGACGUGGCCUUCUUCUGGAACUCCCUCCCCACUUUCACCCCCACCCCGCCACCCCCACCGGCAGCAACCAGCAGCCCUUCUGUGUCCCCACCCGUCCUUCCUGUGGCCCUGGGCCCUCCUCCCCUCAUCUCCUAACUGUAGUUUGUUCAGUUCCUCUGCCUCACUCCGUUUCGUUUCUUCAUCAUCUACCUCUCCAUUACUCCCCGCGUGUUUCAGAUCCUUGCCACGAAAAGAACUUGAUUUCUCUAAGCAUCGUCUCCGCUCACCGCGUUCCCUCCCCCUCCCACUCCUCACUUCCUCGUCCGCAAGCUGGGCCUCCACCCCACCACACGGACAUAGUUUGGAAGCCACCGGGGACGAUUCCGUGGCCAAGUGCAGUGGCCUUUCCUCUCUCCUCCAUCCCCACGUCCACACUCAGUGACCAUGGCACGCCAUCGCUGACCUGACUUUCCCUCUUCUCCAAGAUUGCCUCACUCCUAAACAGUCUUCAUUCCUUUUCCUUGUUUUACCUAAAGGCUGGUUUGACAGGUGGUUCUCAAACUUUGGACCAGCUCUGGGGCUCAUGGCAGGGAGGGCAGCUCCGAGGGCACUACUCAGUAGCUCUGGAGUCCAGCCUGGCUGGCAUCUGCAGCUUCAGCAAACCCCAUGCAGGGGGUCCUAGACCACGUUUGAGAAGCUCUCACCCUUAGGGUCCCCACGCCUCCCUGAUUCCAGCUGUCCCCUUUGCAGUGACUCCUGGUCCCAGCUCCAGCCCUCCUCUUUAGGAAUGCAUUUCUGACUCUACCUAGAAGCCCCGGGACAGCCUCAGACUCACUCCCCAGACCCUCGGCUUGUCUAGGUUCCUUGCUGCCCCGUCCCGCCCAGCCAGCCACAAGGGUCCCUUGUCCACCCUUGUCCCUUUUUGGCCAUUGCCCCCCUAGUCGUGCCCUCAUGGCCUCCCUGUGGGCAUCAGCCUCUGACCAGGCAGUCACCCCUCAGCUUUCCCCGCCUCCCCCCAGACUGCCCAGCUGCUAGUGUAUCCAAUAAAAACACAGUUCUGGACAGCCCUCCUGUUAAUUCAGUGAUCAGUGGCUCACUUGACCAGAGCAUCAAGUUCAGACCUCCCUGAGCUUGGUAUCUGUGGCUGUCCACCCCCCGGUCCCACUUGAUGGCCCGCUUUGUAUCGCCCACCCUCUCACUACAGGCACCAUCUCCUCCAUUAGCCCUGGGCUUCUGCCUCCGUGUGCAUCUCUUCUCUGCUGGAAAUGCCCUUUCUCCCAAGUGGCGUUUGGCGUCCCUCCUCAAAGGCCCAGCCCUGAGUCCCCCUGUCCCCUUGCCCAAAGCUUCUGACCAGAAGCAGCCUCGCGGUGUUCUGUGACCUCACAGCACUUGUGUCUUGCUUUCGGCGCUUGCCCCUCUGGCCGGUGUCACUGCCGCUAUUGUGUACUGUGUCUUACCUCCCUUUCUAGACUGUGAGCUCCUCGUGGGCAGGGCUGUCUGUGUUCACUUUCUGUAUUUCCCAUGGCACCUAGCACAGUGCCUUGCACUUCAUAGGUGCUUAAUAAAGUCUGCUCAAUUGAA
Molecule: messenger RNA, 8202 nt
Organism: Phacochoerus africanus (Common warthog)
Lineage: Eukaryota; Metazoa; Chordata; Mammalia; Artiodactyla; Suidae
Gene: N4BP1
Product: NEDD4 binding protein 1
Exons: 7
Coding region: 220-2559 (779 amino acids)
Biological process (GO): negative regulation of proteasomal ubiquitin-dependent protein catabolic process; negative regulation of protein ubiquitination
Cellular component (GO): nucleus; PML body
Source: RefSeq, a predicted model, not a curated record